UUACUCCUUGAAACUGAUCCAUAAACUCUCUCACCACUACCGUUGUUUAAAGUUUUAAACCUUUUCAGAUAGUCUGUCUAAGAAAAGCAAACCAAGAACACACAAACAUCAUGGCAUCAAUCUCUGCUCCCUUCUGCACUUGCAUGGUGAUGAUGAUGGUCAUGUUGGUCACUACCAAUGUGCCAGUUGAAGCUGCGAAGGAGUUCAAAGUUGGUGGUGAUAUGGGUUGGGUACUACCUGAUGCUAACAACUCUGCAACCUAUAACCAGUGGGCUUCAAGGAACAGAUUUCACAUUGGAGAUUCUCUCUCUUUUGAGUACCAGAAUGAUUCAGUUCUUGUGGUGGACAAAUGGGACUACUACCAUUGCAACACAACCGAGCCUAUCACUUCCUUCAGCAAUGGAAAGAGUGUCAUCCAGCUUGAUAGGUCUGGGCCUUUCUACUUCAUUAGUGGGGACACUGAUAACUGCAAGCAUGGCCAGCGGUUACUUGUUGAAGUGAUGUCUAUGCACAUGCACCAUAUCCCUCCAUCUCCUCCAUCAAUUGCCUUUCCCCCUGGUUCAGACACCGGGACUGACCCUGCGUCUUCAGCAAUCAGCACCGCUCCUGCUCCAUCACCAAGUUCAGGAAUUCAAAUUUCAGCCACACUUGGUUCAGUCUCUAUGGCUCUUAUUGCCAUCUCUUUUAUUUUUCUAUGGUUUGAACCAUAGACUAUUUUUAUGUCAUCAUUUGUGCUGGUUUUCUUUUUCAGUCAGAUUCCGGCUGUUAGGAUCUAUUGUGUCUGCCCAUUCAUAUGACUUAUUUAUCAUUUAUUAAACAUUGUUUGUUUCUUUAUGUUGGGAGUUGAGAAUCAUGUUUUAAUACUUUAAACAUUGCAAUUCAGUCAGUACUUCAGCUAAAU
Messenger RNA from Quercus lobata, 901 nucleotides. Its product is annotated as early nodulin-like protein 1. The coding region runs from base 111 to 710 and encodes 199 amino acids. Gene Ontology annotation, molecular function: electron transfer activity. The transcript has 2 exons. The record is from RefSeq and is a predicted model, not a curated record. Lineage: Eukaryota; Viridiplantae; Streptophyta; Magnoliopsida; Fagales; Fagaceae. Gene Ontology annotation, cellular component: plasma membrane.